AUGUUUGUUUCAACAUUACCAUAUCGCAUUCAAAUUGAUCCACACUGGUCAUUUGAUGAACUUGUUGAUUAUCUACGAGAGAAAUGUUUAUCAAUUCUUGAACACUCUCAUUAUCCACUUCAACAUAUCCUUGCUAAUUUACAUAUUAAUCAAUCAAAUAUUUCAUUUCUUGAAACAAUGUAUGACUUUAUUACUAUAUCGUCACAUAGCGAUAAAUUAUCUUUGGAUGGAGCAGGUAUUAAACAAGUGCUCCUAGAACAAUCAUCUGAAGUGGCUAAGUUUGAUUUUAUGUUAAUGUUUGUCUAUAAUCCAAUGUUGGAAAAUAAUAAAUUAUCAUUUCGUUUAACUUGUUCACAUGAUUUGUUUGACGAGAUUACAGUUAGAAAUAUAGGUCGAAGAUUAGAACAUUGUUUUCAACAACUUUUUUCAUCGAAUGAAACUAUCGAUCGAAUUGAUACAGGUUUAACAUCUGUAUUGAAAAUUAAACUUAUUCUACCAGAAGAAACUCAAGAAAUGGAAGAUAUUAUCUUUUGUCGACAAUCACAUAUUAUGAACGAAGCACCAGCAUCAUUUGCACAAGCUCGUAUUUGGCUUGAUGAACGAAUUCGAUUCGAUCCAGACAAGCCACAAGUAGCAAUCUAUAAUAUGCCUUUUGUUUAUCGUCUGCAACCAGGUCAUACUUUAUCAAUUAAACAACUUCGUCAUGCUCUUCAAUUCACUGUUAACAAACAUCCCUCACUUCAUACAUCACUUCAUUUUGACAUUGAAAAAAAUCUACUUAUGCAACGAGUUAUUACUCAUGAACAUGAAAAUAAUAAGAAUAAUCUGUUUUCAAUCAUCGAAACUACUUAUGAAACAGAUGAGCAACUUAAUCAUAUUUUACACGAUGAGAAACGUAAUCCUCAUGUUUUUGAUCCUGCUCAAGGUCUUGUCUUUCGAUGUCAUAUUAUUUAUUACAUACAAAUCUCUUCAAAUCAUCUUCUUUCUGACAAAGAUCUACUUAUCUUCAACUUUCAUCAUGCUCUAUUUGAUUUUCCAUCAAUGAAUAUCUUUCUUCAUGAUCUUAAUCAAGCAUAUACAACAGGUCAAUUAUUAUAUGAUGACAACACUAAUCUACGUUAUAUCGACUAUGCUGUUAUUGAACAACAAAUGUCAAUGACUGGUGCAAGUAUGUUUUGGCUUGAUACUCUUCAUGAUUGUAAACUUGAUCAACCUUUGUCAUUACCAUUUGAUCGAUAUCGUCUCUCAAAUGAACAUCGAACUGGUCGUGGAACAUCGAUUUCUUUUGAUUUUGGUCAAGAUCUCUCGCAUGACUUUCUUAUUCAUGCAUCAUCAAAUAGCAUAUCACUAGAACAUCUUGCACUUGCUACCUAUUAUGUGUUUUUAUUCAAAUUAACGAAUGGAGAAAAAGAUUUAUGUAUUGGAAUAAAUACACAUGGUCGAUAUAGAGAUGAACUUAACUCUAUCAUUGGAAUGUUUGUGAAUGCUAUUCCUUUGCGAUGUCAACUCGAUCCUCAUUUAUCAUUUCAUAAACUUACUAAGCAGGUUCAAGAUAACAUGAUAAACUGUAUGAAAUAUUCAUAUUUUCCACUUCAACGUAUUCUCAAUCACCAUCCAAAUUUAUCAAAUCCUGUAUUUCUUGAUACAUCAUUUGACUUUAUAGCAUCUAUGAGAAGAGAUGAGGAGAAUGAAAUAAUGAUUGGUGAUGGUCGAUUUUCGUUACUACCUUAUUCAAUUAAGAUUAGUGAAAAUGAAAUAAUGAGUAAAUUUGAUUUCAUUCUUAGUUUUCAACAUGAUCUGAAUCUAAAUGAAUUCUCAUGCACCAUUAAUGCUUCACUCGAUUUAUUUAAUGCUGAAACAGUUUAUAUAAUUGUCCAAAGAUUACAGACAAUGUUAUAUCAACAAUUCACAUCUUUCGACUGUACAACAAACAAACCUAUCUAUGAAUUAUCAUUCGUAUUACCAAAUGAACAAUAUCUAAUGCAAUCAUUGAAUAAUACACAAGUAUCAUUUUCAUCUCGUGUCACUUGUAUUCAUCAUGAGUUUGUAUAUCAAGUAGUGAAACAUCCACAAAAACUAGCAGUUGAGCUAGAUGAACAAUCAUUGACAUAUUGUGAACUCUUACAUUAUGUACAAAUAUUAUCCUUAACUCUUCUUAAUGAAUAUCAUGUGUUUCCAGGUGAGGUCGUGUGCCAAUGUGUUGAACGAAGUUUAUCAAUGGUAAUUGGUAUUCUGGGAAUUGAAAUGGUUGGUGGUGUAUAUUGUCCAUUGUCACCUCGAGAUCCACAACAUCGUUUGCAUGCACUCGUAGAGCAAACUAAAAGUCGUCUUGUUCUUAUUCAUCAUUUAACGAAGAUCAAAUUCGAUCAUGAUAUUAUCUCACAGGAUAUUGAUUCAAUAAUGAUUAUCAAUGAUAUAGAUAAGAAAGGUCUUUCAAGUGCGAUAAUGAAAGGCGAAGAGAUAGCGUACAUUAUUUUUACUAGUGGUUCAACUGGAACACCCAAAGCGGUCCAAGUUCGACAUAAGAACUUUAUUGACUGUAUCGAUUCUUUGGCACAUAUUAACUCAUUUAAUAAAGAUGAUACAGUUGUACAAAUGACACGAUGUUCAUUUGAUAUUCAUGUUCAAGAGAUACUUGGUACAAUGUUGAUUGGAGGCACAUUGAUCAUGCUUCAUCCCGGUGGAACGACUGAUUUCGAUUAUUUAUCCAAAGUGUUACAAAACAAACAAGUCUCAUAUCUACAUACUGUACCAAGCUUUCUACAUAGUUUUUUUACUUCUGUCGAGCAAAGUAACAAUCAGAAUGUCCUGAAACAUCUUCGAUCACUUUGCAGCAGUGGUGAACCAUUUUCUGUUCCUUUAAUUGAUUUGAUUGUCAAAAUCGAUAUAACAAACUGUAUUGUAUGGAAUUUGUAUGGUCCAGCUGAAGCAACCAUAGAUUGCACUGUUCAUUCUAUCAAUGUUACAAGUACUAUACAGAGCAUUCCAAUUGGUAGGCCCCUUUUUAACUACCGAUGUAUAAUUAUGAAUCAAUAUUCACAACAAUCAACCACGAACCAAGAAGGUGAACUGUGUGUAGGAGGUGUAGGCGUCUUUGCUGGUUAUCUCGGACGAAAUGAUUUAACUGCAAAAGCUCUCGUUGAAAUUGAUGGUCAACUAUUUUAUCGAACAGGUGAUAUUGUUAGAAUGGAUAACAAUGGUCUUCUUCAUUAUCAAGGAAGAAAAGAUCAUCA
Adineta steineri is the source of this 3233-nucleotide messenger RNA. NCBI's taxonomy places the organism in Eukaryota, Metazoa, Rotifera, Eurotatoria, Adinetida, Adinetidae. The record is from the annotation of a GenBank genome assembly.